This is a messenger RNA of Penicillium brasilianum, 882 nucleotides long. NCBI's taxonomy places the organism in Eukaryota, Fungi, Ascomycota, Eurotiomycetes, Eurotiales, Aspergillaceae. The record is from the annotation of a GenBank genome assembly.
AUGUCUCAGCGCAGCAUGGUCUGUCUUGUGCAACCGAAAUUCUUCCAGUACUACAUUGAUCGGUUGUUUCUCCUGCGAGAUUAUCGCAAUAUCAUGGCAGCUGGCACAUGGGCCCGUGAAAGAACCAAAGAACGAUUAAAGAGGAAAGAUCACGAAAAGGACUUUUUUUCGUUGUUCAUAGAGGGCAAAAGCAACGACGGGUCCCUUCAGUAUAGCGAGAAAGAUAUGUGGGUCGAAAGCGUCCUUCUGCUAGCGGCAGGUGCUGAUACGACGUCUACCACACUGUGUGCCCUUUUUUUCCAUCUCCUGCACAAUCAAGAGGUUCUGCUGAAAGUCAUCGGGGAGAUCCGCACGAGUUUUACCGAGGAGGACGACAUCACCGGAAGUCAGUUAAAUCAUUGCGUAUACCUCGAUGCAUGCAUCAAGGAGACCAUGCGGCUCGUCCCAGCAGUACCAAACCUGUCUCCACGCGUUGUCAACUCCGGGGGGCUGACAAUCCGUGGUCGGUACAUUCCUCCUGGCACAAUCGUCGGAACAUCUCUCUACACGCUCAUGCGCAACUCGAAUUACUUUGAUCGUGCGGACGAGUUUUUGCCCGAGCGAUGGUUAUCGCGUGGGUGCCGAUCGCAACUUCUGAAGUUGGAGGGCUUUGAGCCUUUCGGAACUGGGCUACGGUCAUGCGUUGGAAUGAAGCUGGCAGAAUUAGAACUGAAAAUGACCAUCGCCCGGACGCUCUUUAAGUGCGACUUGAGGCUGUGCCCAGAAACAGCUCGAUACGAUGCACCGGCGGGAUUUUCAUUUAAGGGGUGGGCAGUUGCGAGUGGCGAGAAAAAUCAAAUUGGGAACAGUUAUGUUGCAAAUAUUGCAGAGGUUCUAGGAUAA